Musa acuminata AAA Group (dessert banana) is the source of this 2361-nucleotide messenger RNA. Its product is annotated as potassium channel KAT4-like. NCBI's taxonomy places the organism in Eukaryota, Viridiplantae, Streptophyta, Magnoliopsida, Zingiberales, Musaceae. The record is from RefSeq and is a predicted model, not a curated record. Gene Ontology annotation, biological process: transmembrane transport; potassium ion transport. Bases 146 to 2065 code for a protein of 639 amino acids. Gene Ontology annotation, cellular component: membrane. The transcript has 12 exons. Gene Ontology annotation, molecular function: voltage-gated potassium channel activity.
UCAUUCUUAUAGAUAGUAUAUUGCGUGUUGCAGAUGGAAAUCAGAAACACUUCAUGUUUCCAACCUUCUUCAAGUAGCAGUAAGAAUCUCUCUCUCUCUCUCUCUCUCUCUCUCUCUCUCUCUGGUAGGGCUACUGCACCAGAAGAUGAGCAACAGAGAGGAAGCCAUGGUGGAUGACGAGAGGAGGAAGCAGAAGCCAUGGUUGAUAAGACGAGGAUGGUCGAGUGGCCAGAUUAAGAGCUUCGCUGCGCUCUCCAGUAGCCUCCUUCCGGCCUUCGGAGCUGGCGUUGAUGGAAACUACCCUGACAUCAAGAAAUAUAUCAUUGCACCGUAUGAUCCCCGUUACAGGUGGUGGCAGAUGUUUCUGAUCGUGCUGGUGUUCUACUCAGCAUGGGCGUCGCCGUUGGAGCUGGCGUUUCCACAGGUGAGCUCGGGCUCGCUCCUCGUCGUCGACCUCGUCGUCGACGUGUUCUUCGGCGUCGACAUCGUCGUCUCCUUCUCCGUCGCCUACUUCAACAGCUCCACGUACCUCCUCGUAGACGACCGGAGAAAGAUAGCAAAGAGAUACUUGACACGGCCAUGGUUUGUGAUGGACGUGGCAUCUACCAUCCCCUUCCAUAUCAUAUACCGAAUCAUCACCGGUAGAGGGAACGGUGGGUCGGUCUUUGGAGUCGUGAAUCUGCUCCGGCUGUGGCGGCUCCGGCGGGCAAGCAAGCUGUUCGCAAGGCUGGAGAAGGACAUUCGAUUCAGCUACUUCUGGACAAGAUACGUGAAGCUCAUCUGCGUAAGCUCAUCUGCAUGCCACGCAUGGAAUCCGCAUGAGUUGGGGUCUUUUGGGCCACGUUGUCUUCUUCUUCUUCUUCCUGGCGCAGGUGACACUGUUCGCGGUGCACUCAUCGGCUUGCGUGUAUUACUGGAUGGCCAUCCACUACCGGGUGAAGGAGAAGACAUGGAUCGGCAGCCUGAUUCCGGAUUUCCAAGAGCGAAGCAUAUGGCUGGGCUACACCUACGCCGUUUACUGGUCCAUCACCACCCUCACAACCGUCGGCUACGGCGACUUGCACGCCUGGAACACCGGCGAGAAGGUGUUCACCAUCUUCCUCAUGCUCUUCAACAUCGGCCUCACCGCCUACCUCAUCGGCAACAUGACCAACCUCAUCGUCCACGCCGCCACCCGCACCUUCCUCAUGAGGGACACCAUUCAUCGAGUUUCGCGGUUCGCGAGCAAGCACCGGCUGCCGGACGGCCUGCGGGAGCAGACGAUGGCACACCUACAGCUCCGGUUCAAGACGAUGGAGUUGCAGCAGGAAGAGGUGAUCGCGGACCUGCCCAAGGCGAUCAGAUCCACCAUCGCCCAGCACCUCUUCCGGCGCACCGUGGAAGCCACGUACCUCUUCAAAGGAGUCUCACCGGAGUUCAUAGUGCAGCUGGUUUCAGAGAUGAAAGCAGAGUACUUCCCUCCCAAAGUGGACAUCAUCAUAGAGAACGAGAUCCCCACGGACCUGUACAUCAUCGUCUCUGGCGCGGUGGUAUGGAUGUCUUGACAUCUAAGAAUGGAGCAGAAAAGUUUCUGUCAACAGUAGGUCCUGCAGAUCUGGUAGGAGAAAUUGGGGUAAUCUUCAACAUCCCACAGCCCUUUACGGUGCGAAGCAAGAGGCUUUCGCAGGUCGUUCGAAUCAGUCAUCGACAUUUUAUGCAGAUUGUGCAGCCAUAUAACGCAGAUGGGAAGAGAGUCUUAUCCAACUUCAUGCAGUUCCUCAAGGAGCUCAGCACAGACUUGAUUGAAGAGGUAGCCUUUGUGCCAGAGUUGCUGAAGCAAAUGAAUGAGGAAGGAAUCUCAGAGGAACUACAGAAUCUUGAAGCAUCAAUGUCAAAUGACCAAGAAACUGCUGCACAAGAGCCACUAACAGCAGCUUAUAGCUCAUAUUCAUGUGAUUUAGACAAGAGAGUGACAAUUCAUGGACAUCAUCCUGAUGAAACUAGCAAAAUAGGAAGGCAUGCUGCAGGAAAACUCAUUUUUCUACCUGAUUCAAUGGAAGAACUACUGAAAUUGGCAGAAGUAUGAGAGGUGAGUAGUAAAAGAAUCAAAAGUGCUUGGUCUCAGCUGGUGGAUCCAUUCCAGGUUCAUGACAAGGGAAGGUUACUGAGUUCUCAACUAAUUAAAGCUAUCAGAAGUGAUACUUGCCGAAAAGUUUGAGUCUAUUUCAAUCAUUAAAGUUACCAUUUUGUUGUUAUUGUUAUUGUUGAAUCAUAAAUGUUAGUAUCACAAAGAACAUUCUAUCAGUCUGUAAAAUAUAUGUAUUUCAAUUUUUUUCUCUUCAUAUACUCCCUAACAACAGACAAUGAUUGCAACCAUCCAAC